Molecule: messenger RNA, 1776 nt
Organism: Aureobasidium melanogenum CBS 110374
Lineage: Eukaryota; Fungi; Ascomycota; Dothideomycetes; Dothideales; Saccotheciaceae
Product: Xanthine/uracil permease
Exons: 4
Coding region: 1-1776 (591 amino acids)
Biological process (GO): transmembrane transport; xanthine transport
Cellular component (GO): membrane; fungal-type vacuole
Molecular function (GO): xanthine transmembrane transporter activity
Source: RefSeq, a predicted model, not a curated record
AUGACCAACAACUUUAAGGACGAUAGUCCAGAUACAAUUGGUCCCGAGAUCACACCUAAGAGGUCCUUUUCCGAAAAAGGCCGUCGCCUGAUUAAAGCCUUUACUACCAAAGAAGGACUUGUAGGCGACUACGACUAUGGCUUUCUUUUUAAGCCUCAACUCCCCUUCAUGAAAAGGGCACGAAGGGCAGGCCCUUUCUUUGGCCUUAACGACAGGAUGCCAGUGUUUCUUGCCUUGCUAUUGGGGCUCCAGCAUGCCCUUGCUAUGCUUGCAGGCAUCAUCACACCUCCUAUCAUCCUCUCGGGCAGUGCCAACCUUAUCCAGGCAGAUCAACAGUAUCUGGUUUCGGCAUGUCUCAUUAUGAGCGGUAUCUUGAGCAUGAUACAGAUUUCCCGAUUCCAUAUCUGGAAGUCUCCUUACUACGUCGGCACUGGAUUGAUCUCAGUCGUGGGAACAUCUUUCGCAACCAUCCCCGUCGCAACAGGUGCUUUUUCGCAAAUGUAUGCCACCGGUUUCUGUCCAUCGGAUGCAGAUGGUAACCACCUCCCUUGCCCUGAUGGAUACGGCGCACUGAUCGCCACUUCGUGUGUUUGCGCCCUUCUAGAAAUACUGAUGAGCUUCACCCCACCAAAGACUUUGAAGAAGAUUUUUCCGCCCAUCGUUACCGGACCUACUGUUAUGCUGAUUGGUAUAUCGUUGAUCAGCUCCGGCUUCCAGGAUUGGGCUGGAGGCAGUGGUAGCUGCUCAUCUCGCCCUGAAUCUGGUAUCUAUAGGUUGUGUCCGACCAUCGAUGCGCCUCACGCACUUCCUUGGGGAAGUGCAGAGUUUGUCGGACUUGGAUUCCUUGUCUUCGUCAGCAUCAUCUUGACCGAGCGCUUCGGCAGCCCAAUCAUGAAGUCUUGUGCUGUUAUCAUUGGUCUGCUCGUUGGAUGUAUUGUAGCUGCCGCAUGCGGAUACUUCGAUCGCAGCGGUAUUGAUGCUGCACCUGUCGCCAACUUCAUCUGGGUUCGCACCUUCAAGUUGAAGGUUUACGGUCCACUGGUCUUGCCGUUACUGACGGUAUACAUUGUCCUGGCUAUGGAAGCCAUGGGCGACAUUACUGCGUCUUGUGAUGUUUCUCGCCUUCAGGUCGACGGAGCGACAUUCAACAGCCGCAUUCAAGGUGGUGUCCUUGCUGACGGAUUGAACGGACUCAUUGCAGGUCUCUGCACAUUGACUCCUAUGUCUGUGUUUGCCCAGAAUAAUGGGGUUAUUGCUUUGACCCGAUGCGCCAACCGAAAAGCCGGGUAUGCAGCCUGCUUCUGGCUACUUAUCAUGGGAAUCUUCAGCAAGUUCGCAGCUGCACUAGUAGCAAUCCCUUCCGCUGUACUAGGUGGCAUGACGACAUUCCUGUUCGCGUCUGUCGCCACUAGCGGUCUGCGUAUCAUUUCAACAGUCCCAUUCAGCCGCCGCAACAGAUUCAUCCUGGCCGCAGCAUUCGCCCCUGGCUUUGGUGCUACUCUUGUUCCUACUUGGUUCAGCUAUGUCUUCACAUACCACGGUAGCAACCAAGCCCUGGAGGGUUUCUUCAACGCCAUUGUACUGGUCAUGGAGCAAGGCUUCGCCGUUGCGGCCUUUGUCGCCCUGAUCCUGAAUUUGAUCUUGCCUGAAGAGAUGGAGGACGAGGAGAUUCCUGAGUUGACCGCCAACACCAUUGAUGCACCCGCAGAUGAGGAGGAAUGGCGACACAUCAGAAGAGAAGAUGAGAGCGAGAAGAUUUCACCAGUCAAGAAUUAA